AUGCCGUCCGAACUAGAUUUACUCAGACAAGAAAAUGCAAAACUUAUGGCCAGAGUCGCGAAAUUGGAACAGACUGCAGAGGAAAAUGACGAGCUUAAGGCUAGAAUUGCGAAAUUGGAACAGAAGCGGUUACAAAAUGUUAUUUCUUCGGAUAGCCGUCCAUCCAACUCCUCGUCCAUAUCGCCAGAAGAUAAAGAGGUCGAUGAUUUUGUGGAUUUGAAAGUUAAAGAAAGGUCACCUUCGUUGCAAACUGAAGUGUCUGAAUUAGAACAGGACGAUAAAAUUGAUAAAAACCAAAUUGUUGAACAAGGUUUAAUACAGGAAUUGCAUUUACCUACUAAAGAAAACGAUAGCUCUAUCAAAACCAGCAACUCUGGCGACAAAUCAGGGAAUAUGUCUUCGGAGGAAUCGAUGAUUGUUUCCUUUGAAAAAUUUCCAACAUUUGUCUCACUUAUUUAA
This is a messenger RNA of Paraglomus occultum, 459 nucleotides long. Lineage: Eukaryota; Fungi; Glomeromycota; Glomeromycetes; Paraglomerales; Paraglomeraceae. The record is from the annotation of a GenBank genome assembly.